This is a messenger RNA of Cryptotermes secundus, 4316 nucleotides long. Its product is annotated as A disintegrin and metalloproteinase with thrombospondin motifs 3. The coding region runs from base 122 to 3952 and encodes 1276 amino acids. The transcript is spliced from 15 exons. NCBI's taxonomy places the organism in Eukaryota, Metazoa, Arthropoda, Insecta, Blattodea, Kalotermitidae. The record is from RefSeq and is a predicted model, not a curated record. Gene Ontology annotation, biological process: proteolysis; extracellular matrix organization. Gene Ontology annotation, molecular function: metalloendopeptidase activity. Gene Ontology annotation, cellular component: extracellular matrix.
AUGAGGCAGAGAGGAGGUGAAGAUACAGUUGCAGUACGCACAAGAUACACUCCAGUCGAGAAAUUAACCCAGUGUUAGCUCUCAGUUCUCAGUGUUUAUUUGAGAAGCGACAGCAGCUAGAAUGAAAUAUUUGACAAUCCUUUUGUUUCUAACAACGAUUCUGUGGCAGUCCUGUGUUGUGAAAGGGUGGAAUAUCCAAGAGUUGAUGAAGAAAGUUUUGGAAACUGUGGAUAAUUUUGAGGAGUAUGACAUUGUCUUCCCUUUGGUGAUUGCUCCUGGAAAGGAUACUCUAGUGUCACGUGCUAAGAGGCAUGCCAAUAUAAGUGAAUUCCAAAGAGAAUAUGCUACAGAGCGUGAGUACAGCAGAGGGAAUUUACUGAUUGCCGAAGAAGGAGGUAAUGGAGAAGCCCCAGUAGAUAAUGAAAGAACAGACAUUUCGGAGAAAAAUGUGAACAGAAAUAUAGGAAGUGGUAUAAGAUGUAAAACAGACAGCACUGCAAACCAAACAUCUUCAAAUGACAAUCAGAAUACAAGCAUAAAUUUAGACAGUAUUAAUGUUGUUCAGGAGAGAAGAAAUGAACCCAAGGAUAAAACGAAAGUUACAUUUUUUGAUGACAAAAUUAAGGAGUCUGACAAUACUGGACCAGGGAGUUAUGAAGGAGGUGUCACUAUUAUAGCAUUGAAAGACUGGAUAUUAGAGGUGAGAAACAAUCCCAUUUUACUACUGCAAGAUGGUUUUGAAGCUGAAUGGGUAACUAGUGGACAAAAGCAGUCAAUAAGAAAUCCCGAAAGCUGCAAGCUUCGCACUGGUAUUGUGAGAGGUGAUAUUAAGUCUGUUGUCGCUCUCACGACGUGUGACUCUUCUCAGAUAGAUGGAAGUGGUACAGAAGAUAUGACAGGACUGAUUCAGGUCAACGGCGAUUCGUAUUUUGUACAACCUAUCGUGGCAUCUGGAGGGGUAACUCGUCAGCACCCUCAUUUGAUGUAUAGGGCGAAGACAAGUUUGGAGCUGGGGGAUGAUCAGGACUUUGGGGAUGGAUGGAAGCUGUCCAAAAGUGACUCAAGGCAGGUGGCUAUCAUGGGCCUAGCUAGCAGUGAUCCGUGUGGCGUGGGUGCAGUCAUUUCUGAAUGUCCGAAAAGGUCGAAGAGGGAAUCAUACUGGAGACAUGAUGUGACUGAGUUGAAGUUCUCCAACACUACUGUAAGGGAAGAUAUUCCUUCUACAGAAGAAAGACUCGAUGUAUAUCACGUAGAUGAGCCUGAAGAUAACUUGGAACACACCCGCGCUAUAAUCGAACACAUUCGAAAAGAACUCGAACGAGAAGAAGUGGGAUACUUUCUCGACAAGGACCUGGAGACCGAAGCAGAUAAGCGCAGGCCAUUGGAGUUCAGCGUGAACGCGCCUCCCAGGUGGCUGGAGCUCGCCCUUGCGGUUGACCACACAGUGAUCAGGUUCCACGGACGAGAGCGAGUGCAGCAGUACAUCCUGGCCCUCAUGAAUAUUGUCAGCGCCAUCUACAAAGACCCAUCCUUGGACUCAAACCUGAGACUGGUUAUAGUUCGGAUGAUUUUUUUCGAAGAAGAGCAAGACGGCCAGGUGGUUGACGGAAACUCGAAGCGUUCGCUCGAGAAUGUGAACCGUUGGAACGAGCAGCUCGGGGGACAGCACGAUGUAGCCGUGUGGCUGACACGCGCUGAUAUAGGGGGACCCUCGGGAUACGCCCCAGUGUCGGGAGCAUGUGACCCGACAAGAAGCUGCACCCUCAACAGAGACGAGGGACUGACCAGCGCUUUCAUCAUUGCUCACGAGGUGGCUCACGUAUUGGGUUUGACACACGACGGCGACCAGGCAGCUGGCAACGACUGCAUUCAAGAUGCACUAGACGGAAGUGUCAUGGCGCCCAUGGUGUCGGCCACGUUCCAUCGCUUCAGCUGGUCCAUUUGCUCCAAGAAAGAGUUCCACACCAAAGCUGCGCAGUGGCCAUGUCUUAGGAACCAGCCCAAGACAGGAAAUGCAACGCAUCUUAAAUCGACGCUGCAGGCAACUUUUUCGAUGGACGAACAGUGCCGCAUGGAAUUUGGGGAUGGGUAUUCACUGUGUCGGACGCUGAACCUUCCCGAUCCAUGCUCGCACCUGUGGUGUGGCCAUGUCUCGGCGCCCCUAGUGUGCAAGACAAAGAAGGGCCCACCACUGGAAGGGACCGAGUGCGGAGUGAACCACUGGUGUGUGGGCGGAUACUGCGUACAAGUAGAUGGCCGCAGGUUUGGUUUCGACCCUGUGACGCAUAAUCCCAGGGACGGAGGCUGGUCAGAAUGGUCGGGCUGGACUUCGUGCUCCAGAACGUGCGGCUUUGGCGUUACUUUCAGGAGUAGGACCUGUGACAAUCCGAGGCCUGCCUAUGGAGGUGAGGACUGCCUUGGGAAGAGUGAGGAGUUCCGCAUCUGUGGACAGGUGCCCUGCCCUGAGCCCAUGAGGGAUUUCAGAGCGCAACAAUGUGCCCGGCUCCCCUAUAUUGUCCCCAUUGGGGGACUGGGACACAGAAUUAACAAUACGUGGCUCGCACACGAGGCAGACCCCAGUUCCAUGAAAUGCCAACUUACAUGUGUCAGCCAGGAGACAGGUGAAGUGUUCAUGUCAGGAGAGAACCUGCUGGAUGGUACACCCUGCUCCUAUGACAACUAUGACAAGAGUAUCUGUAUCCAGGGUCACUGCCACGUACUGGGAUGUGACGGAGUGCUAGAUUCAACGGUGCAGGAGGAUUCCUGCGGUGUGUGUGGGGGUGACAACUCUAAGUGUCAUAACAUCACCCACACUUUUCACCGGAAACUGCGUAGAUCAAUGACGCGGGUUGCGGUUUUCCCUCGCCUGGCUCGUAAUGUGUGGAUAGACGUGAAUACAGAUCCUCAGGGGGAUACAAAACUGGUAAUCCGAGACAGACGCAGCCGACAAUAUAGCCUGGCUUCACCCAAUGACUUGAGGUUGAAAACAGCAGGUCCAGUACCCAUAUAUGGUACAGUCACUGUGUGGACAGUCCCCUCCAUAAAAGAGCAAGACACCAUUGCUUCUGUGGUUGUUGAGGGGGCAAGGUUCCAUUAUGAGAGGAGGGGGAACCGUGAGAAGCUGUCAGCUAGGGGCCCCCUGCUAGCAGAACUUGUUGUGUCUGUGUCUGCAGAGCCUGCUGCCCUGGAGGCAGGUGUGACAGUAGCAGCCCAAAGCAUCUACACACUGCACCAGGCUCUGUUCGGGGUGGGCUCACGCUAUGCUUGGCAGGUGGGCGGCUGGGGUCCAUGUUCCAAGAGUUGUGGGGGAGGCCGACGCUUCAAGACUGUGGCCUGUAGGGAUACUGAUACGGGGCGUCUUGUGCCCCGGAGACACUGCUCUCUAGUGGCUAAGCCCCCUGCAAGGAUGGAGCGCUGCAACCUCAUCAGCUGUGACUUCAUGUGGGUGUCUGCAGACUGGGAACAGUGCACCUCCACCUGUGGCUCUCGUGGCAUGCAGGAGCGUGAAGUGUUUUGUGUCCACAAUCACACUGACAAUAAUGAGCCACCAUGGAAACACAUGGUGGACCCAAAGCGAUGCCGGGUGGGAGUCAAACCAGAAACCACAAGACCUUGCAAUCGAGUGCCAUGCCCUGCACACUGGAUUAGUGGCAACUGGUCACAGUGCUCUGCUAGCUGUGGCCAUGGAUUAGAGACACGAGAAUUCCGAUGUCCUGCUCCUCGUGGGGAACCAUUCUUUGAGUGUGGUCCAUCACCUCCUGAUGAACAACGUCCUUGUGUUGGGAUAUUCAGCAAACAUGACCCUCUGUGCUACAAAUCAAAGCCAUGUCGCCGUGAUGCAUCUCCUUACUGUAGUCUGACGAACCUCCUGGGACACUACUGUGUUAUCCCAGAAUUCAGAAAACUGUGCUGCAAAUCUUGUAGUCUAACUAUGAAUAUGCUGCCUGAAUGAUUUCAUACAAAUCUGUAGCUCCAAACUGUAAGAUGACAACACACAUUUCAGUCAUGCAUAGCAAUUCCUUGCCCACUGUAGUUCUGUCAAUUUUAGAUUUCAGGUAUCUGCAAUUUUCCAUUUGUAGUCAGUUUUGUAAACCAUGGAAUUUGGUUUUACAUAUGUAGUAUCAACAGCUUUUAUUUGUGAUGAUGGAUGAGGAUGAACUAUUUUUUAGAAGUAUUUUAGUUAGUGAGAGCAAACCAUACUGCAGAAGUGGAAAUGAUUUACAGGUGGAGGAGGAAGAAAAGUAGAAGAAUAAGAAGAGAUCAUGGUGGUGGUGACAGUAGCAGCAGCAGCAGUGGUAGAAGCAAGAUUAGUAGUA